UGCAUUUGUGUGUCUCCUGCAUUUGUGUGUCUCUGUAAGUCUGACUAUCUGGUUCUCGCCUGGCAGCUGUCUGGCCGUGUAUCGGAUCCUUGUUGUCACGGAGACCCGUCCACAGAGACGGCCCACCGGGGGAGGAGAGGGCUUCAGGGCGACCCUCACCUGGAUGAGACACCGGGGGAAGGGCGAGAGGAGGAGGACGAAGGGAAACCAAACCACUGACAAAGGGGAAUAUUAACAACUCGGAAGUUCAUUUUGGAUUAAUUCACACUGAACAAGCAAGGAUGGGCUUUGAUCUCGAGAGGUUCGUGGGCUAUGUCAACGACGGCCUGCUGUGCUGUGUGUGUCGGGACGUGUUGGAGCGCCCCCUGCAGGCCCCCUGUGAGCACGCCUACUGCAGCGCCUGCAUCAGCAGCUGGCUGCUCCACCACCACUCCUGCCCGGAGGACCGCACGCCGCUGGACGUUGGUAGCCUCAAACCGCUCUACAGGUACAUGAGGAACGACCUGGGCCGACUGCAAAUCCGGUGUGUGAAUGCAGGCCAGGGCUGUGAGACGGUGUGCCCCCUGGAGACCCUGCACACACACGAGGAGGAGUGUGAGUUUGCCUACAUGGCGUGUCGGAACACAGGGUGUCCGGUGCAGGUGGAGAGGCGUGGCUUGGAGGCUCACCUGUCAGAGUGCAUGUUCCGCAGCAGGGAGUGUCCCAAUGGCUGUGGCCACACCCUUCUGUCCGUUGACCAAUCACAGCACAACUGCGUGGCAGAGCUGCGCACCGAGGUGGAGAUGCUCAGGGCGGAGAUGUUGAGCCAGGUGGACGAGGUGAGGCGAGAGAUGGAGUCUCGCCUGGACUCCCAGAGGAGACACAUGGUGCAGAAGGAGUCCCAGUUGAAGAACGACGUGGAGGAGCUCAAGGGCCAGUUAGCGCGGGUGAUGUGUGACGUGCGCGCCCUGCUGGGGUCAGAGCGUCUCAGGAGACGAGAGUUGGCAGAAGCAGAGCUGGAAAAAAGAGAGCUCUUAGAGCUCCUCAGAGACCUCCAGCCAACCAGGAGCCAGAUCCCAGCUGAACAGCCAACCAGGAGCCAGAUCCCGGCUGAACAGCCAACCACCAUCCAGCAUCAGGAAGACCCUCAGCCAAUCUGGUGGGAGCUCCACAGGGAAGAGCCAAUAAGACACCAGCAGUUGGAGGGAUUCUCACAAGGCGCCUAUCAGUCAGCGUCUUCUGGCCAGUGUGGAGGUGCCUUGAGCACACCCCAUUCUCCCCUGAUGGGAGAGGAACCGGCCGAGACCAGCCCCCGCAGUGUCCCCCUAGACUGCAUCAAGAAGAAGAACCGCGAAGUGACCAUCAUCUAAGCGCACUCGGAGGGACUAGAGCCCUACAGUAACAGCAAUGAAGUGAUGAGUUAGGCUGGGAAGUUUGUUUUGGGUGUUUUAGAAUUGGUUCUGCAUUAAACUCAAUACGGACUCCUUUCAUGCCAAAGGUGAGUAAGAGUGAAAGGACGUGUUGCUGUUGUGAUAAGACAUAUGUCCUGGUGAUGAUACCUGAUAUUAGGGCAGGAAUAGACACUGUAUUAGGGAUGGUUCGUAAUGAUAAUUUUGAACGAUUUGUUAUUGACAUGUUGAUCAAAUAUGUAUUUCAGGAAAUUAUCUUUUGAUUUAACAAAUGUUUCAUGUCGUCUUCAAAUCUGUGAUGAAUAUCUAAUGCAAUUAAAUGGCAGAUGCAAUAAUUUAUUGAAUGACUAAGAAUGCCAGACCUGCUGUUAACUGCGACUUCCUGGAGGAGGCAUAAUGUAAUUUCAACAAGCUUAGCUUUUGAUCUACUCAGAAUUUUCUAUCCAUCUAACUGAACCUGUAUUUUUUAUAUAUUUAAUAACAUCCCAUCCCAAUAAA
Gadus chalcogrammus (walleye pollock) is the source of this 1886-nucleotide messenger RNA. It is a transcript of the gene rnf41l, whose product is annotated as ring finger protein 41, like. Gene Ontology annotation, molecular function: zinc ion binding. NCBI's taxonomy places the organism in Eukaryota, Metazoa, Chordata, Actinopteri, Gadiformes, Gadidae. The coding region runs from base 282 to 1349 and encodes 355 amino acids. The transcript has 6 exons. The record is from RefSeq and is a predicted model, not a curated record.